GGGUCCAAGCGACCGGAGGCGGCUUCCCCAGCGACGGCCUGAAGACCGGGCAUCGGCCUCCUCCCGCCCCCCGAGGCUGGACAGUGGACGCGGUGGGGGUGGGGGUGAGGUAGGGUGGGGGCAGCGUCCGGAAUCCUGAGGACAGAAGGCAGAGGCCCCUCCAUCCGGAUUAUUGGAAGGGAGAAAGCCCUCCCCCCCCCAGCUUGGGGAGGGGGAGAGCGGGGCAUUGGGCGCCCCCUGCAGCGGCCGCUGCCCUGAGCCGACGGGCAUCGGCCGGCUCUCCCCGUCUUGCCAGGACGACACGAGCGACCAAGGCCAGGGACUCCUCUCCUUCGUUCUCUUCCCUCCACACCCCAUCUGACCUGGAGAGGAGAGACUGCUUGCCCUUCCACGCCCCCGAGUGAGGGGCCCAGGGUCCGGGCUGCUGCGUCCCCCAAGGGCAAGGGCCUCUCUGUUGAGAAGGAGGGGCCUGGGCAUCCACCGCUUCUUCCCUUCUGAACUCCCCAUCUCUCUCUGCACCCUGCAUUCCCACCUCUCCCUAUUUAUUUCCUGGCCCCCUGCCAGCCCCUCCAUCUCCAUCUCUGGGAUUCAGGCCUCCCUUCCUGACAUGGAGAGUAACCUGUCUGGCCUGGUGCCUGCUGCGGGGCUGGUGCCUGCGUUGCCGCCAGCGGUGACCCUGGGGCUGACUGCGGCCUACACCACCCUCUAUGCCCUGCUCUUCUUCUCCGUCUAUGCCCAGCUCUGGCUGGUGCUGCUAUAUGGGCACAAGCGCCUCAGCUAUCAGACAGUGUUCCUGGCACUCUGUCUGCUCUGGGCCGCCUUGCGCACCACCCUCUUCUCCUUCUACUUCCGAGAUACUCCCCGAGCCAACCACCUGGGCCCCUUGCCCUUUUGGCUUCUCUACUGCUGCCCUGUCUGCCUGCAGUUCUUCACGCUGACACUUAUGAACCUCUACUUUGCCCAGGUGGUGUUCAAGGCCAAGGCGAAGCGUCGGCCAGAGAUGAGCCGAGGCUUGCUGGCCGUCCGAGGGGCCUUCGUGGGGGCCUCGCUGCUCUUUCUUCUGGUGAAUGUGCUGUGUGCUGUGCUGUCCCGCCGGCGCCGGGCACAGCCCUGGGCCCUACUGCUGGUGCGAGUCCUGGUGAGUGACUCUCUCUUCGUCAUCUGCGCACUCUCUCUCGCCGCCUGCCUCUGCCUCGUCGCCCGGCGGGCCCCCUCCACUAGCAUCUACCUGGAGGCCAAGGGGACCAGUGUGUGCCAGGCGGCUGCGAUGGGUGCUGCCAUGGUCCUGCUCUAUGCGAGCCGGGCCUGCUACAACCUGGCAGCCCUGGCCUUGGCGCCCCGGAGUCGGCUGGAUGCCUUCGAUUACGACUGGUACAAUGUAUCUGACCAGGCAGACCUGGUAAAUGACCUGGGGAACAAAGGCUACCUGGUAUUUGGCCUCAUCCUCUUUGUCUGGGAACUGCUGCCCACCACCCUACUGGUGGGCUUCUUCCGGGUGCACCGGCCUGCACAGGACCUGAGCACCAGCCGCAUCCUCAACGGGCAGGUCUUUGGUUCUCGUUCCUAUUUCUUUGACCGGGCCGGGCACUGUGAGGACGAGGGCUGCUCCUGGGAGCACAGCCGUGGCGAGAGCACCAGCAUGUCAGGCAGCCUAGGCUCUGGCAGCUGGUAUGGUGCCAUUGGGCGCGAGCCGGGCUGGUACGGGGGCAGCCAGACGCGGACCACUCCUCUGCUCUUCUCCCAGGUGCCAGGACCAGGCGGCCACCACCACAGUCUCUACUCCACCCCACAGACGUGAAUCCCCUCCAUUCCCCUCCCCAAAAUACUCAGACCCCAGUCUCCCUCACCCCAGGCCCCUGUGCCAAGUUCACAUGCUGCUUCUUGCUCCAGAUUCUGGGGCCAUGGCCGCCCCCUCCUCUGACUGGUUCCUUGUUGCUCCUGUUGUAGUGAGCUUAUGCCACCCCCCUAAGAUAGGGGCAUGGCCCUGGCUGCCAGAUGCCCACAGCACCCUGGCAUCACCUGCUGCCUCUGCUUCCACACUGGAGCCAGCUACCUCUCCUGAGCCUGCCGCUCAAUAAACAGUGUCCAUGCCCCA
Molecule: messenger RNA, 2095 nt
Organism: Galeopterus variegatus (Sunda flying lemur)
Lineage: Eukaryota; Metazoa; Chordata; Mammalia; Dermoptera; Cynocephalidae
Gene: GPR137
Product: G protein-coupled receptor 137
Exons: 7
Coding region: 608-1798 (396 amino acids)
Biological process (GO): positive regulation of TORC1 signaling; negative regulation of osteoclast differentiation; negative regulation of bone resorption
Cellular component (GO): lysosomal membrane
Source: RefSeq, a predicted model, not a curated record